Mycena citricolor is the source of this 1278-nucleotide messenger RNA. NCBI's taxonomy places the organism in Eukaryota, Fungi, Basidiomycota, Agaricomycetes, Agaricales, Mycenaceae. The record is from the annotation of a GenBank genome assembly.
GGAAAGCAAAAAGACACAGCAGGGUGAAAGCGAUGAUACGAUCCAUUCCAUCACGAAACCGCCUCAUUGGCGGCGUUCAGCUGGUGCAGACACAGGACGACAGCAUGGAUCCCAGACCGCACGAUCUCUGCAUCUUCAUCUGCGACCCUCGACAGGAUUGCCGUCAUCUUGUCGGGGUGCCACCUCAGCAACGAGCUGCGUAUGCGCUCCUUCUUCGUCACGGUCGCUCCCCGCACUUUGAGAGACGCGAACAGGAACUCCUCGAUCUUCUCCGUGGUCAAGUCGCCAACCCCGACAGGUCUCGGGCCAUCCGAAGCAAUGGGCCACGGAACGUCCGCGAACCGCAUCGCCGUCCCUUGAUCGUGAGAAGCAGCAGCAACAGCAGCAUUGGCGCCCCUGAGCGCCGCCCACCGACCCUCGUACGCAUCCCACCGCUCCGUCACCGCCUUCUCCACCGCCGCGACGCGCAGCUCCUCGCGGAUGGUCUCCGUGCGCGCAUAGUCGCGGUUGCCCUCCGCGUCGCGCAGGACGCCGCCCGAGCGCACCCAGUCGAUCUCCCCCUUGAGCGCCUCCGCGUUCGCGCGCUCCAUGCGCGUGCGGUGCAGCGCGGCACGGUGCGCCUCGGCCGCUGCGAACGCGUCGUCUGCCGCUUUUUCGCGUUCGCGCGCGUGGUUGUCGAUGGGGCUCGCGAAAACUGGGCUUGGGGCUGGGGCCGAAGCCGAGAUGCGGGGUGGUGUGUGAGGCGCGGCGGACGGCAGCCGUAUCGGGGGAGAGUUGGGUGGGAAGGCGAGAUAGGCUCGGGUACUCCCCUGCUGCGCGGAAGGUGCGAUGAAACGAGGGACACUGGGUUUGGUCGAUGCUCGGGGACUGGGGGUGGCGAACAGCAGAGGAGGAGGACUGCCCGCGGAUAUUUUGGGAGCAGAGGAGGGACCCGGCCGGGGCGGGGUAUAAAACGCGCUUUGCAUGCCGUCUAUGUGAGGUGCUAGACUGGAAGGAGCGAGCAGCGCGUUUCCGCAUUGUCGUUCACGCCGUCGGUUACUGGCCUCUCAUGACGAUUCUUGACUUCCCACUGCGACCCAUUGACGCGAAAUACAAUGGGUAAUAACGAUGAAUGUCUGUGGAGAUCUUUCGUGUGUGCGUGUGGCGGUGACCGUUUCUCAUCAAGUUGGGUGCAGUUGUGUCCACUUGCUCCAUCGCGCGAUUACUGAUAGUAUUACGUGCGAGUGAUUAUCGUUACUCGACACGUCAUCAGACAUUCGCCGCCGCUCCCUGAGGCGU